Molecule: messenger RNA, 993 nt
Organism: Protopterus annectens (West African lungfish)
Lineage: Eukaryota; Metazoa; Chordata; Ceratodontiformes; Protopteridae
Gene: MBIP
Product: MAP3K12 binding inhibitory protein 1
Exons: 6
Coding region: 169-993 (274 amino acids)
Source: RefSeq, a predicted model, not a curated record
GAUUUCAGCUUCUCUCACAGGUUGGUCUUCAUCAUGGGUGAUUGCAGCUUAAGCUCCGAGGCAGCAUCAUGAGCAGUAGAAAGCCUGAAAAUAUCUAAAAAUACAAAAGUGUGCAGUAGGCGUGGUAGAAUGGCUAGAUCAGAGUAGUAAAAGGAGGAGGCAAGCAUCAUGGCAUCACAGCCAACGUCCACCACUAUUUGGAAACUGGGCAAAAUGAACAGCUUGGAAACAAAUGACACUGAGAUGGAGCAUCAGUCAAAAGGCACUGAAGAAGGGAAGUAUCUGGUUGAUCCUGAAAUAGUGCAGAUUAUGGCUGGGAAAGCAGAGGUUGAAAGGCGGAUAUCCGCAUUCAUUGAGAGAAAGCGAAUUGAGAUCAAUGAAAAUAACAUCCGUGACUUCUGCAAUGUUAUUGAUUGUGAUCAAGAAAACAGCUGUGCCAGAACCGAUGCCAUUUUCACUCCAUAUCCAGGACAUAAAAGCCAUGUGAAAGUUUCUAGGGUAGUUAACAGCUAUGGCCCUCAGACAAGAACACUUGGUACUGGACAUCCUCGCCAGAAGACACGUAAUAUAGUGCCCGAGUGUGGUAACCAAGCUGUGGAAGAGAGACUUCAGAAUAUGGAAGCCCACUUAAAGUUGUUUUCAGGUUCUAAUACUUUCCAGAUCCAUAUGAGUCAACCUCCUGUCCUGAUGAAGCCUGAUAGGUUAUACAGGGCACCUCAGGCUCAAAGCAGUGUUUCUAAUCUUAAAGCAGACCCAGUUGUGAUUUAUUUGUUUAAAGCUGCUUCUGUGAAACAGUUUAUUGCUGCUAAACCUGUUCCUUUUGAUAAGGAUGGAGCAGCAUUGGAUAAGUUGAAGAAAAUGUAUUCUUCUAGUACUUCUAAAAUUCGGGAUUUGAACUGUGAUGUACAAUUGCUAAACUUUUCGCUUUUAUCUUUUGUGAACAUGCCAGUGUUAGUGGUUAACCUUCCUUCCUUUGAGGUAAAACAUUUUUGA